AUGUCCCCGUCCACGUUUGACCAGCAGCACUCGAGCAGAGACUUUGCUCUUCAGUUGGUCUUUUGCUCCAUUCAAGGCAGUCUAGCAGCAGUUAUGGGUAGUCCGUUGAGCAAGGGUCUCGUGCCACAGCCUCAAGUACCGAGCAACUGGAAUGCUACGCACAUUCCUUCGCAGAAGGAUAAAGUCGCUAUUGUCACGGGCGCCAAUUCCGGCAUUGGGUACUGCACGGCCUUGGAGCUGGCACGCAAAGGCGCUCAUGUGGUGUUGGCCUGUCGUAAUCGCGAGCGCGGUCUCAAAGCCGAAACAGACUUGCGAGCUCUUCUUGAGUCUGCUAGUGAGAGCGGAACGGUCGAGUUGAUGCUGGUGGACAUGGCGGACUUGAGCAGCGUGCACAAGUUUUGCGAGGAGUUCAAGAAGACUCACAACCGCUUGGAUGUACUGGUGAACAAUGCCGGAAUUGUCGGUGGAGCUUACACGAAGACGGCGGAUGGCUACGAGCUGCAGUUUGCAACGAACUACUUGGGCCACUUUGCCAUGACAGCACAACUGUUUGAGCUGCUGAAGAAGAGUGAAGCUGCUCGGAUUGUGUCGGUGAGCAGUUUUCUCCAUCGCCAUGCAUCGCUUUUUUUCGACGAGGAAAAGAUCAUGAUCACGAAGCUGGAGGAGUAUGGUCAAGUUGCCGCGUACGCGGUGUCGAAGCUGUGCAACCUCUUGUUCACGCUGGAGCUCGACCGUCGCUUGAAAGCUGCAAAGAUUGCCAAUGUGGUGGCCAAUGCCGCUCAUCCAGGAUAUUGUGACACGAACAUCAUGAAGAAAGCGGCGCAAACGAAUAGCGAUAGUUGGUUGUGGUGGCUCAUGUUUCGGACGGUGGCUAUGGUGACGCCUCAAAGCCCGGAGAAAGGAGCGCUGUCGACGUUGUAUGCAGCGACGAGUGAGUCUGCUAUGGGUGGUGGGUAUUACGGUCCAAAGUAUCUGGAGCUGUAUGGUUCGCCAGCACGCGUGGACUCGUCGUCGCUGAGCAAGUCGGAGGACGCAGCGGCCAAGCUGUGGUCCUACAGCGAGAAGCUCGCGCACCUGCAAUUUGACGUGGCCAAGUAG
Messenger RNA from Peronospora matthiolae, 1098 nucleotides. The record is from the annotation of a GenBank genome assembly. NCBI's taxonomy places the organism in Eukaryota, Oomycota, Peronosporomycetes, Peronosporales, Peronosporaceae.